This is a messenger RNA of Fundulus heteroclitus (mummichog), 2021 nucleotides long. Its product is annotated as EH domain-binding protein 1-like protein 1. The record is from RefSeq and is a predicted model, not a curated record. The transcript has 14 exons. Bases 195 to 2006 code for a protein of 603 amino acids. Lineage: Eukaryota; Metazoa; Chordata; Actinopteri; Cyprinodontiformes; Fundulidae.
GGCUCGCGCUCCAAUUUGUCGGCGCUAGCUUGACGUCGGUCUCCAGACUGGUCUGAGGCGCGUGCUGGUUUUGCGGACCCCGGUGGGUCUCUGGGUCGCUGUCACUGGUCCCCGCAGUGAGGCAGCGGGGUCUGCGCCCUCCGCGCUGGAAUGCUGCUCUGAAUCGUUUCUUUGCGGGAACUAUCGAAACCAUCAUGACUUCAGUCUGGAAGAGGCUCCAGCGGGUCGGGAAGAAGGCGUCAAAGUUCCAGUUUGUUGCCUCCUUUCAAGAACUCGUGGUAGAAUGCACAGAGAAAUGGCAACCAGACAAACUGAGGGUGAUGUGGAUCAGAAGAAGCAGACGGCACAGCACAAAGCUCCACAGCUGGCAGCCAGGUAUUAAGAACCCGUACAGAGGCAUGGUCAUAUGGCAGGUUCCAGAGAGUUUACACAUAACCGUCACUCUCUUUAAGGAACCCGGUGCUGACGAGUUUGAAGACAAAGAUUGGACAUUUAUCAUUGAAAAUGAGACAAAAGGCCAAAGGAAAGUUUUAGCAUCAGCUGAUGUUAAUAUGAAGAAGUACGCCACUGCUGCGUCAGCCCAGUAUGACAUUACACUGAAGCUCAAACCCCUGUCUGUGAAAGUGGUAGAAGCCACACUGAUACUCAACCUGUCAUGCAUCUUUCUCAAGGAGGGCAAAGCUACGGAUGAGGAUAUGCAAAGUUUGGCCAGCUUAAUGAGCAUGAAACAGAGCGACAUCGGCAAUCUGGAUGACUUUAAUGACAGCGAUGAGGAGGCUGGUGAAGAGAGACGAGCCAGCUUUGGAACUGGACAGAGCGUUCAUGUUACUGCCCCAGCUUCCUCCUGUGUGAGUGCACAAGAUCUGACUGGGAGACCUGAAGGUGAAUCGGGCCCCACAGGUAACUUUCUGUCUACUCUGGAGUCUCCUUUACGUCUGUUUUCACCUCCCCAGUUCAAUUCUCCUCGCUCAGUAAACUUUGGGAUGGACGGUAAAAAAUCCUCUGGCAUUUCCUCUAUACUUGUGGUUACAUGCCAUGGUCCCCUGGUUGAACCUCAAGGUCCUUCAACUCCACCCCUCUUCCCGCAAACCCACAAGCAACGACCAAGUCCCACCCAACAGGGCCAACCUUCAACUUAUGCCAGCUCAAUGCCAGCUUUUACACAUGCGCUUCCUCCAACACUUCCAAAAAUCUUUCAGUCAACAUCCAGAGCAGCCCUGCGUAGGCCCCAUAGUUUCCACAGUGAUGCCUCUGAUGGCUUGGUGGGCCUGUCUUUCUCUACACUCGUCCCUUCCAAAGCCCGGUCUACCUCUUCUCUGUCUUCAUCACCAUCUGAUCCAUCUCCCCAUCUCCCUGCUUUCCCUGACAGCUCACAAACAGCUCUGCUAAGAUCCUUCCCCUCUUUACCUCACACUCACAAGCGGCCCAAAGGUCGACCCACCUCAAUGGUGGAGUUGGGCUGUGCCCUCACUAAACCCACAAGUCUUCCAUCUGCCCCUGAGAGAGCUUCUUGGCAGACUGAAUGGAAGCCACCCAAAUGUCAGGCCCCCCUAGCACAGCCUGCCCUCUCCCCUAAGUUUUUGCGUCUUUCUGCCAGUUAUUCUGGAGACGUUAUGGGGCUACAGAAAAAGCAGGGGACAGAGAUAGCACCUUCAUCCUAUCAGUCUGCAGCUCAGUCUGUGGGUCAGAAACAACAGGGAGUAACAAGAUAUGUUCCCUCUGGGAGUCCUCAUGACAGCCUCACAGUUGAGAACACCUCACCUAGUUGUCAUAGUCCUUCAUCUGCACCCCUGCUCUCUGGGGCUCCUGCUCCUCCUCCUCAGCCACGCAUAUUUGAAACAGUCAUAGUCUCCCCGAGUAGACAGGAAGCAGAAUUUAAGAGACAGCUGAGCACCUUGAAUGAAGAGGACAGCCAGGGCUCAGCAUCUGUAGAAGCCAGCCUGAGGACAGACACAUCCAUAGCUCUGGAGCAGAAAACACACGCACCAGCAUCUGCAGGAGGAUGAAUGUAAAAGAUGAUG